Messenger RNA from Helianthus annuus (common sunflower), 1129 nucleotides. RefSeq names its product transcription factor PCF1. The transcript has a single exon. The record is from RefSeq and is a predicted model, not a curated record. Bases 153 to 992 code for a protein of 279 amino acids. Lineage: Eukaryota; Viridiplantae; Streptophyta; Magnoliopsida; Asterales; Asteraceae. Gene Ontology annotation, cellular component: nucleus. Gene Ontology annotation, molecular function: sequence-specific DNA binding; DNA-binding transcription factor activity.
ACGCCCACCCCUCUCCCAUAUAGUGUGAGAAAAUCAUAAAAACCCACACCUUCCCCAUUCUUCAGGAAAUCAAAAAAAAAAAAAAAAAAAAAAAAAAAUCCAUACGAUUUUCUACUUAUAAAAAUCAAAAUCACACCCACAAAAACCAUAAAAUGGAAGCCGACGACCAAAACUACUUCAGCCGGCCAAACCACCCAUUACAACCCCUUGAACAACAAUCCAGGUCCAGUGUUAACGGUGACGACGAUUCAACUGCGGAGCCGCAACAACCGGACAAACCAAAGCCACAACAAAAAAGAGGAACAACAAAGGACAGGCAUACGAAAGUUGACGGCCGGGGCCGUCGAAUCCGUAUGCCUGCUUUGUGCGCCGCUAGAGUGUUCCAGCUCACUCGUGAGCUGGGACACAGGUCUGACGGCGAGACCAUCGAGUGGCUGCUACAACAGGCGGAACCUUCCGUCAUAGCAGCCACUGGAACUGGAACAAUUCCAGCCAACUUUACUUCUCUCAACAUCUCACUCCGCGGAUCCAGCUCCACGGUCUCGGCUGGACCUAUGUCAUACAAAAACGGUUUUAUGUUCGUCGCAAACCAACCGACGUCGUAUUUAAUGGAUUUUGCGCCCCCCUUGGAUCCGAGGGCUGUUCAAAUGAACCCGUCUGGUGUCCCGGAGGGUAACGAACAAAUUCCAAGUAGUGCAGGGUUUUCCUAUGAUCCCAAGUGGAAUUUUUCGUCUACUAGUAAUAGUAGUAGUAAUAAUAAUAAUAGUAACAGUACGGAUAAUCCUUAUGAGUUUAGGAAUUUAAUGAGUUUUGGUGCGCAAACGGGUCACUUUCACGGACAACAGUUUAGUGAUGGAGCCAUGGCGACAACAGGCGGGAUGAUGGCGGCGUUAAGCUCGAGUAGACCGUUUUCCGGCGGUGGUUCUGAUCACCAGAAAGUCAUGAUUUACGGAGAUCAUCAACAUGAACCAAGUAGCAGCCACAACUCUUAAGAUCAGAUACAUAUUUAUGCAAGGUAUUAUUAUUGUGAGAAGACCAAAGAGGCAAAAUUUUACAUGUUUUUUUUUAUAGGAUUUAGUAAAUGUAAUUCAUGUAUUUAAUUAUAUGAUUAAGAGGUAUGUUUGUUUGA